UGUUCUACCAUUUGCAUCUUGCUGGGCCGGCGGCGUGCGCGAAAACCAUUACCACUGAGAGUCAGCCCUGUUCCAUCGUGUUCAACGAAUAUGCCUACUUAAAGCUGGCAGCCGCGACUGCCCGCUUAUUAGUGCGAGUCUUUGUCUUUCCGUGUGCACAAACGAAGUAAAGCAACUGAUCCUCUGUGAUCCACCUGGUGUCUUCUUCCACCAUCGACUCGUUCUGAAACCCAGUACUUCCUCGGCCUACCUCGAGCCGGAAGGUGAGCCGUUAAAAAUCUGUUCCGCAACAAUUUUCCUGGUCGAAGCGUAGAAGAAACACACACUCCAAGAUGAACAAAGUGGAUUACAUGGAGGUCACUGUACCGAACUACUCAUACGUCUUCAAUUUCGAGGAGACGUUCAGUCAUCUCGACACGAAAAUAUGGAUGACGAACAACUGGACGAACGGUUUCUAUUACUGCGGCAUUUACAUGAUUCUGGUGUUCGGUGGACAGCAUUACAUGUCGACCAGGCCAAAGUUCGAGCUUAGGGGCAUACUCUCGCUGUGGAACACGUUGCUCGCGACGUUCUCCAUCAUUGGAUUCACCAGAACAGCACCAGAAUUGAUCCACGUACUCAGGAAUUAUGGGUUUUACCAUAGUAUUUGUAUACCUAGCUUCAUCGAGCAAGACUGUGUGUCCGGAUUUUGGACAUGGAUGUUCGUGUUGUCGAAGCUCCCGGAACUUGGCGAUACGAUCUUCAUCGUUCUGAGAAAACAACCACUGAUCUUUCUCCAUUGGUAUCACCAUAUAACGGUGCUACUGUACUCUUGGUUCUCGUACAAGGAGUACACCGCGUCCGCGAGAUGGUUCGUCGUGAUGAACUAUUUUGUCCAUUCGGUGAUGUACUCGUACUACGCCCUGAAAGCGAUGCGUUACAGACCGCCUAAAGGGAUCUCGAUGCUGAUCACCACGUUGCAGCUGGCGCAGAUGGUUAUCGGUUGUAUAAUAAACAUCACCGGUUACCAGUACCUGGAAAGUGGCCAGAUCGAAUGCCACAUCACGCGUGUAAACGUCAAGUUCAGUCUGGCCAUGUACUUCAGCUACUUCGUGCUGUUCGCGAAGUUUUUCCAUAAAGCGUACAUCGGCGGCAAGCGAAGCGCCAAAGUCGAGAAAAAGCACUAUUCCAAUGGAACGGUGGAAUACGAGAAGCUCAAGGCUAAUUAAAGAAAAAUGCACACCUAACCUAAAAACACAAACACAGAUGACAGAUACGUCACACAUCUAUAUACCGCAGAGACAAAUUUUUGGAAACAUUUUCCAGAGAAGCUUACCGAGAAGACAUUUCUUGAAAAUGCUAUCUGAAAAAGGGUGUUCUUUUUUUUUUCCCCCUGUAAGAAGACAUACUUUUGGGGAAUGCUUUUCUUCGAAGAAAAAGCUCCUUGAAAAUGUUUUUCUUCCUUUCUUUCUGGGUUUUCUUUUUAGAAGUCUUUGUUAAGAACUAAGUCACAAACAUAUACAUACAUACACACGCGCCGACGUUGUGGUAGGGUGAGAGUGGAAGAACAAGCGUUACUUGAUGGUAAAUAGCACACUGAAUUUUAUGAUAAUAUUACAUGUUGCACACUGAAUUUAGUAACGAAUUUAAAUGAUAAUCCCGUUCGACGUGGUUUAUAACGUUGGACGCGCGUUAUCAGCUGUGUUAAGGAGCUUCUUAGAGGCACACUUUUCUUGAAAAAUAUUUUUUCGUUUUAGAAACAAUCUCCGAAGAUGUUUCCUUGUAAACAUUUUUUGGGGCGUCGGAGGGAGAGACGGAGUGGUUGCGGAGUUCAUAACCAUGUUGCAAAAGCUUUGGUAGAACGAGGGCGUGUAGAGACGUAACGUUUUUUUUUUCAGUAAUAAUACGGUAUGUUAUAUAAAUAGAUUAUUUAAUGUUGAAAAGAAUCGUUUAAUCCUGGAGAAUAUGUUAAGUGGAUUUAACCCGAACAGAUUUGAUGUAUUUUCUACGGAAUUAAAGAAUUAUGUUUAACGAACAUAAAGAAAAAAAAAAUGUUACGCGUAUAUAGAUGAAUAAAGGUGGAUCGAUUAUAUAGCGAGGAAUAAACAUACCUAAAUUUUCCUUUAGAUCGUUUAUUGAUGGCUAGUAUAAAAUUUAUACUAGAAAUAUCUUAUAUGACGUAUCAAGAAUUGAUAUUAAAUAAUGAACAGCCUCGUUCUACCUUGAAUCUAACGGAUACAAAUUCGCUUUUGAAAAUGCUUGGAGCGAAAGAGAGACACACACACACACAGAGAUAGAGAGAGGGAGGGGGAGAGAGAGAGAGAAGGAGUGGUGUAAAGAGCAUGUCCACCGAAAUUUCAUUAGUUCUACCUCCGAUAUGAAGUAAGAAAUUUAUAGAAAAUAGUAAGAAUCGAGGAUAGGCACACAAAGAAGUGUCGAAUUGAAUGACAUUUGUAAAAUGCUGAAUUGUUAAACAAAUGAUUCGAGAUCGAACGUGACCAUUUAAACAAUUUAAAAGGAAAAAAAUAAUAAAGUAGGAAACCGAGAAUAUAGAGAAGGAUUUAUAUUUACUAUUUUCUAUCACGACUAUUUUGCGCCGCUAGUAUAAAAUAAACGCGCCGCUAGUAAAAAACAAACGGACUGCUCGCUGAUGUUUUUUCAACGUCAGGGCGCAGUCAGCUCUGCAGAGACGUUUAUUCUGUUCCCAUUUCUUUUUUUUUUUUUUUUU
Messenger RNA from Dufourea novaeangliae, 2707 nucleotides. RefSeq names its product elongation of very long chain fatty acids protein 6 (gene Baldspot). Gene Ontology annotation, biological process: very long-chain fatty acid biosynthetic process; sphingolipid biosynthetic process; fatty acid elongation, saturated fatty acid. Gene Ontology annotation, molecular function: fatty acid elongase activity. Bases 333 to 1208 code for a protein of 291 amino acids. NCBI's taxonomy places the organism in Eukaryota, Metazoa, Arthropoda, Insecta, Hymenoptera, Halictidae. Gene Ontology annotation, cellular component: endoplasmic reticulum membrane. The record is from RefSeq and is a predicted model, not a curated record. The transcript has 3 exons.